Molecule: messenger RNA, 1313 nt
Organism: Haliotis rufescens (red abalone)
Lineage: Eukaryota; Metazoa; Mollusca; Gastropoda; Lepetellida; Haliotidae
Exons: 2
Coding region: 1-1080 (359 amino acids)
Source: RefSeq, a predicted model, not a curated record
AUGGAUGUAUCAUGUACCCUGUAUCACGUCAUGGAGGAUAUGGAUGUAUCAUGUCAUGUAGGAUAUGGAUGUAUCAUGUACCCUGUAUCAUGUCAUGUAGGAUAUGGAUAUAUCAUGUACCCUGUAUCACAUCAUGUAGGAUAUGGAUGUAUCAUGUACCCUGUAUCACGUCAUGGAGGAUAUGGAUGUAUCAUGUACCCUGUAUCACAUCAUGUAGGAUAUGGAUGUAUCAUGUACCCUGUAUCACAUCAUGUAGGAUAUGGAUGUAUCAUGUACCCUGUAUCACGUCAUGUAGGAUAUGGAUGUAUCAUGUACCCUGUAUCACGUCAUGUAGGAUAUGGAUGUAUCAUGUACCCUGUAUCAUGUCAUGUAGGAUAUGGAUAUAUCAUGUACCCUGUAUCAUGUCAUGUAGGAUAUGGAUAUAUCAUGUACCCUGUAUCAUGUCAUGUAGGAUAUGGAUAUAUCAUGUACCCUGUAUCAUGUCAUGUAGGAUAUGGAUAUAUCAUGUACCCUGUAUCAUGUCAUGUAGGAUAUGGAUAUAUCAUGUACCCUGUAUCACGUCAUGUAGGAUAUGGAUGUAUCAUGUACCCUGUAUCAUGUCAUGUAGGAUAUGGAUGUAUCAUGUACCCUGUAUCAUGUCAUGUAGGAUAUGGAUAUAUCAUGUACCCUGUAUCAUGUCAUGGAGGAUAUGGAUGUAUCAUGUCAUGUAGGAUAUGGAUGUAUCAUGUACCCUGUAUCAUGUCAUGUAGGAUAUGGAUGUAUCAUGUACCCUGUAUCAUGUCAUGUAGGAUAUGGAUAUAUCAUGUACCCUGUAUCAUGUCAUGUAGGAUAUGGAUGUAUCAUGUACCCUGUAUCAAGUCAUGUAGGAUAUGGAUGUAUCAUGUACCCUGUAUCAUGUCAUGUAGGAUAUUGAUAUAUCAUGUACCCUGUAUCACGUCAUGUAGGAUAUGGAUGUAUCAUGCUAUGGUAUUACACAUGUAUCCAGUUAUCGAUGUAUCACACGGUAUGAUGUGGAUGUUUUAUGUAUAUGUACCAGGUGUGUCUCCGUAUCAUGCACCCCACAUCACACACCAUGCUUGAUAUGCAUGCACACAUACCUUGACAAUGCACAGAGAGAUGAGUGUUGUAUGGUCAAGUUAUACUGUGUGAGACGGCCACUGGUAUAGAUGCAAUGUUUCCUAAUUGGGCAAAAACCUACUUUGCACUCUGCAGUUUGGUGACAUUAAGCACUUAAAAUAUGUUACCAUGGUAACUCACAAAUAUGUGUAAAUAGAAUCUCUUAAAAUGACUGAAUAAAUAUAUAAAAUGACAAA